AGCGACAUCAUGGAGACCAAACCGGUUAUCACCUGCCUCAAGACCCUCCUCAUCGUCUAUUCCUUCGUCUUUUGGAUCACCGGCGCCAUCUUGCUGGCUGUGGGAGUAUGGGGCAAGUUGAUGCUGGGCCCAUACAUCUCUCUCAUCGCCGACAACUCCACCAACGCCCCCUACGUGCUCAUCGGUACCGGGACCGUCAUUGUGGUUUUUGGCUUGUUCGGAUGCUUCGCCACAUGCAGAGGAAGCCCAUGGAUGCUCAAACUGUACGCCAUGUUUCUGUCGCUGGUCUUCCUCGCCGAAUUGGUGGCCGGGAUUAGUGGAUUUGUCUUUCGUCACGAGAUAAAGGGAACCUUCCACAGGACGUACACCGACGCGGUUCUCAACUACAACUCUGAGGAUGAGGCGAGCCGCGCUGUUGACAACCUGCAGCACAGACUGCGCUGUUGCGGGGUGUACAACUACACCAGUUGGUUCGGCAGCGUGUAUUAUCCCUUGAACGGCAUUCCCGCUAGCUGCUGCAUCAACUCUUCGGACUGCGACCCGAACGACCUCCGCAACGCGACUGUGGCUCCCAACAAAGUUUAUCACCAGGGUUGUUACGAGCUCGUCACUUCAUUCAUGGAGACCAACAUGGCCAUCAUCGCAGGCGUCACCUUUGGCAUUGCCUUCUCACAGCUGAUUGGUAUGCUGCUGGCAUGCUGUCUUUCAAGGAUCAUCACAGCCAACCAGUACGAGAUGGUGUAG
Messenger RNA from Nerophis lumbriciformis (worm pipefish), 744 nucleotides. NCBI's taxonomy places the organism in Eukaryota, Metazoa, Chordata, Actinopteri, Syngnathiformes, Syngnathidae. The record is from RefSeq and is a predicted model, not a curated record.